AUGGAGCAGAGCAAUAGCCGGGUGGAAGACUUCCCUCUCAAUGUGUUUUCGGUCACCCCUUACACGCCCAGUGCUACUGACAUCCAGGUGUCAGAUGAUGACAAGGCGGGGGCCACCCUCCUCUUCUCAGGCAUCUUCCUGGGACUGGUGGGCAUCACCUUCACCAUCAUGGGCUGGAUCAAAUAUCAAGGUGUGUCCCACUUUGAAUGGACCCAGCUCCUUGGACCCAUCCUGCUGUCAGUUGGCGUGACGUUCAUCCUGAUUGCCGUGUGCAAGUUCAAAAUGCUCUCCUGCCAGUUGUGUAAAGAAAGCGAGGAAAGGGUCCUGGACUCAGAACAGAUACCGAGUGGACAAUCUUUUGUUUUUACUGGCAUCAACCAACCCAUCACCUUCCAUGGUGCCACUGUGGUACAGUAUAUCCCUCCUCCUUAUGGUUCUCAGGAGCCCACUGGGAUGAACACCGCUUACUUGCAGCCAGUGGUGAGCCCAUGUGGUCUCAUACCCUCUGGAGGGCCAGUGGAACCCACACCAAGUCCUCCUCAGUACUACACCAUCUACCCUCAGGAGAACGCUGCAUUUAUUCGGGAUGGAGAUGGUGGGAAUGCCAGGUCAAGUGUUUAUGAGGACCAGCUAGAAGAGACACAGCUAGAAGUUGAUGACUGUGCCUGCUUUUCUCCUCCCCGCUACGAGGAAAUAUACUCAGUGCCUCGUUAG
This is a messenger RNA of Chrysochloris asiatica (Cape golden mole), 714 nucleotides long. It is a transcript of the gene TMEM174, whose product is annotated as transmembrane protein 174. The transcript is spliced from 2 exons. Lineage: Eukaryota; Metazoa; Chordata; Mammalia; Afrosoricida; Chrysochloridae. The record is from RefSeq and is a predicted model, not a curated record. Bases 1 to 714 code for a protein of 237 amino acids.